AUGAGCAACUGGAAGUACGACACAUUUCUUUGGACCAUGUCGGUCCUUGUGGAUCUCUUCUUCCGAGAGGUCCACCCCCGCGGCGUCUGGAAGGUGCCCCGCCAUGGGCCCGUCCUCUUUGUCGCCGCGCCUCAUGCCAACCAGUUUGUUGAUGCCCUCGUUCUGCAACGUACUCUGAAGGAUGGCGCCAAGCGCCGCGUGUCACUGUUGAUCGCUCAGAAGUCCGUACACGGCUUCAUCGGGUGGGCUUCGCGACAGGUCGGCUCCGUACCUGUCGGGCGCGCCCAGGAUUUGGCAAAGCCCGCCACGGGUACUCUCUACCUGCCCGACAUCAACGACCCGACGCUCAUCCGUGGUGUUGGUACCGAUUUUGAGAAAGAAGCUGAGGUCGGCGGCAUGAUCUUCUUGCCGUCCGCUAAGGGCCAGAGCGGCGCUAGUGUUGAUAUUGCUCAAAUCCUGGGCCCCGACACUCUUCGCAUCAAGCGUCCCUUCACAGGAAGGCUGGCCAUGAGCCAGCUGACAGGUCGUGAUGACAUCGAUGAGGAUGGGAGGUUCACCAACACCUCGGUUUCAGGCCCCGCCCCGGGCUACGAGGGCACCAAAUUCAAGCUGGCCCCUCACAUCGAUCAGACGAAGGUCUAUCAUGCCGUCUUUGAACGGCUGAAGUCAGGAGGCUGCAUCGGCAUCUUCCCUGAGGGCGGUAGCCACGAUCGCACUGAGCUGCUCCCCCUCAAGGCCGGUGUUGCCAUCAUGGCCCUGGGUACCCUCGCAGAGGCGCCUGAUUGCGGCUUGAAGAUCGUGCCGGUUGGCAUGAACUACUUCCACGCCCACAAGUUCCGUUCACGCGCCGUCAUUGAGUUCGGUCCACCGUUCGAGGUCCCUCCACGCCUUGUCGAGAUGUACAAGAAUAACGAAAGACGUCAGGCCAUCGCCGAGCUGCUCGAUAUGGUUCACAAUGCGCUGCACGCCGUUACGGUUUCCGUUCCAGAUUACGACACCCUGAUGGUCAUCCAGGCCGCUCGUCGUCUGUACAACCCGGCCGGCAAGAAGUUGCCGCUGCCUGUCGUCGUCGAGCUGAAUCGCCGCCUGGCUGUCGGCUACUCGAAGUACAAGACGGACGAGCGUAUUGUUCAGCUCAAGGAGUCGGUCGCCGAGUAUAACCGGCAGCUGCGCUACCUUGGCCUGCGUGACCAUCAGGUCGAGUACGCCACCAUGUCGUGGCCCAUCGUGCUGUUUACCUUCCUCUAUCGCCUGAUCAAGCUGCUGCUCCUCUCGGCCGGUGUGCUGCCUGGUCUGGUUCUUUUCGCUCCGGUUUUCAUCGCGACCAAGGUCAUCAGCCGCAAGAAGGCCAAGUCGGCGCUUGCGGCUUCCUCGGUCAAGAUUCAGGGUCGGGACGUCAUGGCUACUUGGAAGCUCCUCGUCUCGAUGGCAUUUGCGCCGAUCCUCUACAAUUUCUACUGCUCUCUGGUUGCCUGGCAAGUGUACCGGAACCGCCUGGGCGGCCGUGUGCCGGAUUGGGUGCCCAUCUGGGCCGUCUUCUUGGCCGGUUGGGUGAUCUUUCCCACCAUCACCUUCGCGGCCCUGCGCUUCGGUGAGGUCGGGAUGGACAUCCUCAAGUCUCUUCGUCCGCUCGCUCUGUGUCUGUUCCCGUCGUCCAGCUACAGCGUGAAGCGUCUGCGGGAACGUCGCGCUGAGCUCAGCGCCCAGGUCGCAGAAGUCGUCAACCAGCUCGGCCCCGACCUGUUCCCCGACUUCGAGCACACGCGGCUGGUCUUCGACGGAGUCGCGCGCGCUGGAUCGGCCUCGCCCCCUCGUACUCGGCACCAACCCUCGUCGGAGCAGCCGCCUCACCUCCACGCUGAGGGUACCGAGAGCCCCACGCACUCCGACCCCGGCCGCCGCGGCAGCACCACCCAGUCCGGUCGCGCCCUGCCGCGCAACGAAUCCUUCAGCAACAUCGGCCAAGCGCCGCUGUUCGCCACGCGCCCGCCCAGCCGCAGCAGCAGUGUCAACGUGCCGGUCACGGCGUUCACCACCGGCGCGUUGCUGGAUACCAAGGAGGGCUUUGAGGAGGCGGCGGCCAAGAUCCGGCAGGCGAUGCGAGAGCGCGGAGAGAUGCGCCGGCGCAAAAGCCAGGCGCGCAAGAAGACGCUGGUAGAUGAGGAUGGGAUCAGCAGCGACGAGGACGAGGAUGAGGACGAGAGUGAGGGAGUGGAGAGCAGCCUCGGAGAGACGGCUGUUGCCGAGGAAGAUUAUGAGGAGGCUAGGAAGCGGAUGUAG
Molecule: messenger RNA, 2280 nt
Organism: Thermochaetoides thermophila DSM 1495
Lineage: Eukaryota; Fungi; Ascomycota; Sordariomycetes; Sordariales; Chaetomiaceae
Product: glycerol-3-phosphate O-acyltransferase-like protein
Exons: 2
Coding region: 1-2280 (759 amino acids)
Biological process (GO): phospholipid biosynthetic process
Cellular component (GO): endoplasmic reticulum membrane
Molecular function (GO): glycerone-phosphate O-acyltransferase activity; glycerol-3-phosphate O-acyltransferase activity
Source: RefSeq, a predicted model, not a curated record